Molecule: messenger RNA, 894 nt
Organism: Rotaria sp. Silwood1
Lineage: Eukaryota; Metazoa; Rotifera; Eurotatoria; Philodinida; Philodinidae
Source: the annotation of a GenBank genome assembly
AUGUAUUCAUCGAAUUCCAUGGAAAAACCCGACAGUUUGACAUUUCUUCAUGGUUCACGUUAUGUUGCUGUAGAAACCCUGGUUAUUAUUUAUGCAAGUGGUGUUGCAGCAUUCGGUAUAUCAGUUGAGAUCUAUAUCUUAAUUCCCAUGGCUAUCGUCAACUGUAUAUUGGUUGCUCGAAAUUGUGGUAGCUCAGCUAAGACAAUAGCAGCAGCUGUAUGGGUUGUAAAGAUUACGUUCUUAUUCGUAACAGUUGAAUUGUGUUACCGUAACUUUCGAAAACUUAGAGGAUACAAGGAAAACUUCGCUUCAUCAGCCCGUGCUAUGUUUCGGCAAGCACUGUUGUUUAGUGUCACCAUGCUUUUCUUGAGUUCUCCAGGAUUGAGAGCAUUUAAUAAUGCCACGAAUAAAAGUCUACCAAAACCAUGUGCAUAUGAAACUAAGCAUUGUGGUAUUGUGAACUUGUAUGAACCAGCUUUUUCGUAUGGCGAUGAUAAAUGUUUAGAAGAUUUAAUAGCUUAUGUCUCUGGACGUGAACAAUUACGUACUUUACGUAAUUUUAUUAUGUUGAAUAGUGUUUCUUACUCUGUUUUCAAUGUUAACUUUCUUGAUAUCAAACAUGGUGCCAGAUAUUUACCACUACGAAUUAUACUAAUUAUUCUUUUUGCUGUUGUAGCUUCAUCAGUUCUUGUGUCAACUAUCGAUCCAUUCAUUUUCAUUGAUAAUUAUCAAUUACCAUACUAUAUUAUCGAAUGUAUUCUCUUCAUUAUUCUGUUUGGAUUGCCCGCGUAUAAUCUCUACAUUUUGCAAAAUCAAGACCCACUAACGAAUCCUCAACCAGAAGAGGAAAUUGAAAUGAUGGAUCCAUCACCACGAAUAUCAUCAUGGCUAUAG